Octopus sinensis (East Asian common octopus) is the source of this 4545-nucleotide messenger RNA. RefSeq names its product cytosolic carboxypeptidase 1. The transcript has 27 exons. The record is from RefSeq and is a predicted model, not a curated record. Gene Ontology annotation, molecular function: metallocarboxypeptidase activity; zinc ion binding. Lineage: Eukaryota; Metazoa; Mollusca; Cephalopoda; Octopoda; Octopodidae. Gene Ontology annotation, biological process: protein side chain deglutamylation; proteolysis; C-terminal protein deglutamylation. The coding region runs from base 600 to 4475 and encodes 1291 amino acids.
UUAGUUAGUAAACGGACAACUAGAGUCAUAGUUACAAGCAGGCAGCCACUAAAGACAAACGGCCAGAGGGAGAAAGAAGGCUACAACCAGCCAACUAUGAGACACAACUUAUCUCGACUCUAUAACUUUCACUAACUCACUUUUUUCUCUCUGUAACAUUACUAUAUCUCUCUCUGAGAUCGUGUACACAUUACUAUAUCUCUACUAUAUCUAGAAAUAUAUAUCUCUACUAUAUCUCUGUAACAUUACUAUAUCUCUACAAUGAGAUCGUGUACACACACACCGACCGAAAUUAACUCUGUUUACCUCGCAUGCUUUUCCAUUUACUAGUUUUACAUACCAACCCGUCAUGGUUUUGGAUAUAUACAACGUAACGCGCCUCUCCAAACUGUCUACGUUCCAUCUCUGAACGCCUUCUCUUUCGUUCAGAAUUUCUCCAAGGGAAGUCUCUGCAGCUCUUAUUAACAAUACUGACCAAAAUUUAAUAUUAACCGUCUACACUCAUGCAAAUAUACUUAUAUACAUUCGUGUAACAUACACGUAUUCAAACAAACGCAAACAAGCGACUUUUUUUUACUGGUAGAUCUGCUUUAGACAGAAUGAUGGAGGAAACACGCUGUAAGAAAAUGAUAGACAACCAACCUCAAGGAGGUAAAAUGGAUCGAAGUGGAUCUCGAAGUAAUCAGUUUUUGCAAACAAUUGAGAGAAUCUGCAGCAGACCAUCAUACAUGUGUGGUGGAUCGAGACGAGAUGCAGCAGAGGAUCUACUGCAGUUACGGUUUGCGACUGGAAAGAUCCAUCUAAUAAUUACAUCAAGCAAAUUUGAUGCUGCAUCCAAAGAGUCCUUCAUUCGACAGAAUGGUCUGCCUAUUUUAAUAAUGGCGCUGCGUGUAGCACCAAGUGAAAAACAGAUUGUUGAUAACAUCAUAAGCACUUUGCUGGAACUUCUCCAUAAAUCUUCUAAUAGUAAAUAUCUCGCAAUAUUGGUCAACUGUGAUGCCUGUAGUAUACUUCUACAAAUUCUAAUGUCUGAAUAUAAAGAAUCUUUACCAAGAGAAUGCUUAAUGAUGCAACUGCAUCAGUUGUUAGCAAAGAUUGGUACAAAAGAUCCGAAAUUCCCUGUAAAAGGAAGACUAUCCCAGGCCCUCGUAAUUACUUUGAAUCUUAUAAAAACUAACACAACACAUUACAAGAAUUUGCUACCAUUGUUACGGGUGCUCAAAAUGUAUUCUUCAAAUAAUAUAAAUGCCUCAUAUUUAGUCAAGAAUGCCUGUAUUCAAUUGAUGACUAGAAUUGUCACCAACUGCUGUAAAAACCACAGCGCUAUCAUAAAACAUGCUCUGGAAAUUCUCUGCAAUCUAACCAAAACCAAGAAACAUGCAGUACGUGCUGUAAACUUUGAUAAUAUUCCUACAUUCCUCACCAUGCACUGUGAAUGGCACCCCAAUAAUUCCAAGCACAAAUAUGUCACUGAACGAAGACUGAUUCUCACAUUCCUGAAAAAUCUUACCAACACCAAGUCUGGAAAAGCUGCAUUCCUCAUGGAAGAUGGUGUGAAAUUGAUGUAUACCACUGCAAGGGAGGGUGUUGAUACUGGAGACACUGAGAGCCUCAUUUUCCUCUCCAGCUCUAUUCUCAGAAAAUGUUGCCCCAUUGAAUUGCUUCCUUUGGAUCACUUUGAAAAUUUGAUCACAUUCGAACUACCUGUUCCAGACAACAGCGAUAACCAUUCUGAUAUAAGUUGUUCAGAAAAAACAGCCGAAAAUACAAACUUAGAUCUCAACGAGGAAGAGGAGACAUCAGACACAGCACUUGAGUGUCUUGAAAUGGAAGAUAGCACGACUACCAAUGAUUUUGGUGAAGCAAAUGAAGAAGCUAGUAAAACUUUCAGUAAGAAGAAACACAUCUCUGAUUCUCUCUCAAAGCAAAGAAGUGCAAAAGACUUGCAGGAAUCAUAUGCAAAGUUCUUUGAUGAAAUCAAUGAAGAAGACAAGGUUUUGAUAUCUUGUUUGAUAAAUGAAAGCCCAGAACAAACUAAUCAACAAUCAGAUAAAGAACUAGCAUUCGUGAAAAAAUCUACCGACCUUCAAGAAAAGCCCCAGGCCAAAGUUAUUACUGAAUCAAAGCUUCCUCAGGGCAGCGAUGACACUACAAAUUCUGUCACAAGCAGUUCUUCUCCGACAAAUGUUACACAGGCUAACGCUAACAUUAGCAAUUCACCUCAUGGUGGUUUUCGAAAGAGUUCUAUGCGUCGGAGAGAUGCUAACAGGUCUUCGGUGAAAGCGAGGAGGAGUAACAGUUGUAAGUUGUUCCGUUCCUACGACAGAAGCUUCAGUGACAUCCUCAAUCGAUCAGCCAUGUCUCUAUUAAUGACCAAUAUAGACACUGAUAUUGUCAACUCCGAGACUUCCAAAGUUUAUAGAGAUUUCAGUAAUGAUGUCCAUGAUUCUGGCUUAUAUCUGUCCCUUGCCAGGAAGACCAAAAGUGUUUACCAUUUUGAGAAAGUUCCUUAUCCUGACUACAUUGGAGCUUGCUCAGUUCCUCAUCCAGAACCUCUAAACAAUGUGAAGACCUUAAUUUCAAGGUUAAACCUUUUGGAUGAUAUUGACCGGCAGCUCUACAGUGAUAAAUUAAUUAAUCUAACAGCAUUUGAUAUUGACCAAAAAAUUGCUCUGGAACAAAACGUUGGUCGACCUUCCUGUUGGAGUUACUUACAGAAUGAUGACAUAGAAUUGCUUCAGAGUGUUCCUACGAAUAAAAUGAACAAAACCUGUCUGAGAUUCUCCUCUCAGUUUGAAAGUGGCAACCUCCGAAAGGCUAUUCAGGUGAGAGAAUAUGAAUAUGAUCUUCUUUUAAAUUCUGACGUCAAUGCUAAUAAUCAUCAUCAAUGGUUUUACUUUGAAGUUAGUAACAUGAAAUCAGGAAUUCCAUACAAAUUCAACAUUAUCAAUUGUGAAAAGUUCAACAGUCAAUUCAAUUCGGGUAUGAAGCCAGUGAUGUUUUCUGUAAAGGAAGCCAUUGCUGGUCGGCCAUAUUGGUUUAGGAUUGGAAAACAUAUUUGCUACUACAAAAACUGUUACAUUCGCAGCCAAAACCGAUCUUACUUCACCGCAAGUUUCCAGAUCACAUUCCGACACUCAGAUGACAUAUGUUACCUGGCAUACCAUUUUCCAUACACCUAUUCCACCCUCAGGACACAUUUGAAGAGCUGGGAACAAAAGUACGACCGUGAUCUUGUGUAUUUCAAGUGCCAAGAACUCUGUGAGACCUUAAGUGGCAAUUCUGUACCAAUUUUGACAAUAACAGGUUGCAAACAGCUUGAAGAAGAGGAUAGUUCUGAUUCUGACAUGCAAUCUAGUGAAAAAAGCUAUGUGUUUCUAUCGGCCCGUGUUCAUCCUGGUGAAAGUAACUCAAGUUGGGUGAUGAAAGGUAUUAUUGACUUCCUUCUUAGCAACAAACCAAGUGCUCUGAAACUGAUGAAGAAUCACAUCUUCAAGAUAAUUCCAAUGAUCAACCCUGAUGGUGUUAUCAAUGGCAGUCACCGCUGCUCCUUGGCUGGAAAUGAUUUGAAUCGACGCUGGCUGUACCCUUGUGCAAAACUUCAUCCAAUAAUAUUCCAUGCUAAAGGGGUUCUCUCUUACAUGAAGCUCAUUAAUAAAUUACCAACAAUUUACUGUGAUCUACACGGACACUCUCAGAAAAAGAACAUCUUUCUUUAUGGUUGUUCUCCUUUAAAAUCUUGGCAAACGCUCGAUGCAGACAAUCCUACAUACCAUGAAUGGGGUGAGGAUAUUUCAUACCAAAUCCUGCCAUACAUACUCAAUCAAACAGCUGCAGCAUUUUCACUAGAAGAUUCUCAAUUCCAUGUUGAAGAGAUUAAAGAAACGUCCGCUCGGGUAGUUGUCUGGAGACAACUCGGUGUUGUGAAUAGUUAUUGCAUGGAAAGUACGUUUUGUGGCUUUGAUCAGGGAACAUACAGGAACACCCAGGUUUCCACUCAUCACUUACAAGAGAUGGGACGUCAGUUCUGUGAAGGUAUUCUGCUCCUAAGCCAGAUUCCAUUGGAGGAGCAGAACAUUCUUUGUAUUCCCAGUAGCCCGCUUAGUCCCAACAACAGCCAACUGAGUCUCAGCCAUAAGAUGGCCAGUAUAAACAGGCUCCGCAUUAAAAGAAGGAGCAAGCCCCAAAAUGUCAGGCAUGAAAGUGAUACCCAGGUGGAUGAGGUGCAGGGCAAACAGGGCCUGGUUGGGGCAGAUGGCGACAAAGUCUGCCUGGAAACAAACAAUAAAGAUUCUGGAAAUUCCGAAGAAGAUAAAGACAAUGAAGACGAUGAGUAUGAUAAUGAUGGAGAAGAGGAGGUGGAUGACAAUGAGGAGGAUGAGGAAGAGGAGGAUGACGAUGAAGAUGAUGAUGAAAAUAAUAAUAAUGAUGAGAGUAGCGAUGAAGCUUGUGAAAUCGUUUCUUUGCCUUCAUGAGGCAAGUUUUAUAGCAUUAAGGCAACACAGAUCUGGCCCCUUUAAAAAUAUUUGGCUUCAUGUAAAAAAA